GUAUUCUUUAACGGAUAAAUGCGGCUCUUCAACUUGAUUGGUCUUUUAAAGUGGCUUGCAGAGAGCAAGGGUCCACGAGAUCCUUACCUCACUCUGUUCACUUGAUUCGAGGGUUUUGUUACUGUUAGCAGUGUGUCAGUAAUCGAACUUGGUCAGCAUUCUGAAAUCACCGCAAUAUUUCUUCGUAUAUCAACUGUUAAAGUACUUUUUUUACCGUUUGAUAAGAAGCAAGAAUGAGUUCGCUUUCUCACCGGGGCAGAGAAGCCAGGAUUGUCAUAGUGGGUGCUGGAUUCGCAGGUUUGUCUGCGGCAGAGACGUUGGUCAAAGCUGGUUUUCAAAAUGUCCAGGUACUGGAGGCAAUGGGAAGACUGGGAGGUAGAAUUCACACCACUAGACCAUUUAGUGAGAAUAUAAUAGAGCUUGGGGCGAACUGGAUCCAUGGUCAGAAGGGAAACCCACUCUUCCAGCUGGCCCAGGAGCACGGCCUGCUCUCGGAGGGGGAUUCGGCCAGGAUCAUGUGUCAGCCCCAUAGCGUAACCUCCCAUGAUUACUUCUUUCGGGAAGACGGAACUCAGAUUCCCACUGAGGACGUGGACGAAGUGUGUUGCUUUUUCCGCCAGCUCACGUCUCGCGCCUUUGAGUCCGAGCUGGAGGAGAGGCAUAACGGUCUGAGCUUCGGAGGUUACCUAGACAGCGCCUUUUCCGAAUCGCCCUUAGCAACGCUCAACGACGGGCCAAAGGUCUUUGAAUGGUGCAAGAGGAUUGAAUGCACAGAUGAGGCAAGCUCCAGUCUCUAUGACGUGUCUGUCUCGCAACUGGGCUUCUACAUUGCCCUGGAAGGCGGCUUCUUUAACUGUUUAGGCCCCGGAGGCUACCAAGCUCUGCUAGACCUUCUCUUGAAGAGUCUGCCGCCUGAGGCCGUGCUGAAGAAUCAGGCGGUCGAGACCGUCCAGUGGGAUCUGAAGGCGGAAGAGCAGGGACAGGAGCAGUGGUGUCCCGUGAGAGUGGUCUGUGAGAACGGCGAGAGUUACGAGGCUGAUCACGUGAUCGUGACCGUGUCUUUAGGGGUCCUGAAAGAGCGAGCCAGGACCAUGUUCACACCAGCCUUGCCAAAAUCCAAACUGUGUGCUGUUGAGAGGCUGGGCUUCGGCACUGUGGACAAGAUCUACCUGCAGUUCAGUGAGCGCUUCUGGCCGGAGGACUGUGCCGGUAUUCAGCUGGUGUGGAACCAGGGCCCCGAGGACAAAGACGUGUACAGUUGUGAUUGUGAGGGAGAGUCUUGGAAAGACACGUGGUUUAAGAAGAUCUGUGGUUUUGAUACGGUCGCCCGUCACCCCACAGUCCUCUGCGGUUGGAUCACGGGCAGAGAGGCCCUUUAUAUGGAGUCACUGAAGGACAGUGAAGUGAGAGAUGUUUGUGUGAGGCUCCUGAAGUCCUUCACGGGCUGGUCUGUUCCUGAGGUUUCCAGGGUGCUCGUCUCCAGGUGGGGUCACGACCCCUACGUGUGCGGCUCCUACACGUUUAUUCCCCCCGGAGUGAACGCAGUGAGGGAACAUGAGGCUUUAGCAGCUCCCCUGCCUGCUGAGUCCAGAUAUCCUAAGAGGAAGCCUCUACAGGUGCUGUUUGCAGGGGAAGCCACCCAUGUCAAUUUCUACACCACCACUCACGGUGCCUACCUCUCAGGAGUCCGAGAAGCACAAAGACUUAUCAGCCAUUACACUGAUAAAACAAUGAACUCUUCAGAAUGUACAUGAUGACGUGACUGUUGAAAGACCUUUUAUGAUAUGGAUCCAUAAAAACACACACACACACACACACACACGCACACACACACACGCUGUGUUUCUGAAAGGAUUAGCUAUGUCAGUUUCAGAGAAAACUUCACCACCUUAAUGCCGUUUUGAGACGUGUAUGAUAAAAGUCAAAUCUGGAUAAUCAGUAACUUUGAUUAGUGCAGGCAGAUGAUGAAAAGCCCUGUUUUUCUCCUAAAAGAGGAUG
Molecule: messenger RNA, 1998 nt
Organism: Chanos chanos (milkfish)
Lineage: Eukaryota; Metazoa; Chordata; Actinopteri; Gonorynchiformes; Chanidae
Product: spermine oxidase-like
Exons: 4
Coding region: 234-1754 (506 amino acids)
Molecular function (GO): polyamine oxidase activity
Source: RefSeq, a predicted model, not a curated record